AUUGAGUGGAAUUGUCUUGAAAUAAGUUAUUAAAUAUCUUAUAUUCAUAGUAUUCUCUGAAAAUGGAAUAUAAAAGUUAUUUAUGACAUUUUUGGAACGAAACGGAAGUGAACACUUUGAACUCUGAAUUUCCGACCAAUCAAAGAGCCGCAGGCACCUCUGAUAAUACCCGAUACCUCCACUUGUCUUUCGUUUCUUCGUAAAAAGUUCACGUACUGGAAUUCCUGUGGAUUUACUUCACUUCUUUUACUUUGCUUUUGUUUCAAGGCUAGCCCAACCUCAAAUUGUUCAACUUUUUCCAAAGACAAAAGCGUAUUUGUAUUUCGACUAACGCUUGCUAGCUUCAAGCUAACGUUAGCUUGUAAAUAAAGCCACAGCUGCGUUCAUUCGAUACGUCACUAGUGUUUUUGGGCUGUUGUUGUUGUUUUGUCCCCAGGAACUUCACAACACAUCACAUUGAUAGUCAGCCAGGCGUGUACCUAAGUGGACAGGCACGCUCGGUUGCAUAAUUUUCGCCCGAGGAGAGGCAGCUUGUCAUCGGCCACCAUCUCAUUGCUCGCACGGUCCCUUACCGAACCGAAGCGUGGACCACAACUAUGUGCCACACCGUUCUGGAUGCUGCCACAUACCCACAACUCUAUAACCACCAUCUGAUUACGGAUUUUGGAUUGAAGAUUAGAUUCCAGAAAAAUGAGUGCGAGGAGGAGAGGUGGGAAGCCCAACAGAGGUGGAGGGAAAUUUAACAAGCCGAGAGGAGCUGGAGGUGGCGGAGGAGGUCGAAAAGCAGGAAGUGCUCACCUGGAUGACGACUAUGAUGAUUUCACCCUUGACGUUGGGCUAAAUUCAUCCAGCAGACUGUCCAAUACGCGAGGCGGCUCCAACCGCCCCACUGGCGCUAGGAAUGGAAGCAUUCCUUCACGAGGAUGUCGAGCUGGCGCCUGCUACAACAGAACCGAGUCGGUUCUACCUAAAUCCCUCGCUCGGAACAGAACAUACGCCAAAAAUUUCCAACCCGACACCAAAGCAAGUGCCGCUCGCAAACCCGAUGCCAGCAGCGUGCCUAUGCAGAGAAUUCUAAUGACCGACAAGAACCAGGAACUCCUCAAAGAGCUGCUUUGGGAGUUGCGGACGCGCGACUUUGACGAACAAGACGACGACGCCGCUUUCGAUGGUUUACAAGAGGAGGAAAAGGAGGAAUUGGAUGAAUUAGACUUUCGUGAAGAAGGCCAGUUUUGGAACACCAACGACGAGCCGGUGGAGAGAGCGGAGAGCCCGAAAGAAUACGAGUCUGACAAUGAACGUCGGCCGGCUGAACCUGUCGUCUCUUUGUUUGCGAUAAGCAAGCUCUGCAGGUACGGCUUUGACCGGGAACGCAGCAAGCAGGCGCUGGAGUCCAACGGAGGAGAAUUCGGCUCCACGCUGGAGCAGCUUCUUCAACAAGUUUACACGGAACGCUACGGACAGGACUCCAUUUCGGGAGGGGGCCUCGCCGCCCUGCCUGAAGACGAGUGCCUGAACCAGAGGCAAGAGGAAGCCUUAGCGCUAGCCGCCAUCUACGGCGACCGUUUCCAGGAACGCAUCACCAAUUCCGUAUGGGUCGUCACAUUGGACGCGCUUUUCCUCACAGACAACAUCGGAAAGAACUACAGCGUAACGUCGAAAAAUGUCUGCCAGUUCUACUUGAAAUCAAAAGGCUGCAGAUACGGCGAUAAAUGCAAGUUUAAGCACCAAGCGGCUCAGGCGGCGAUUAGCGCCCUCUCUCCUCUGGAGUACGAACUGGAAAUUCGCUUCCCGAAAGGGAACCGCUACCCGUCUCAAGCGCCGGUGGUCGCUUUCAGCACCAACGACGAGUCGGUCAAAGCCGCGGGGAGGCUCACCGUGACGGAGAAGUUGUUCGAGGAAGCGCUGACGGCCGCCAGCGACAACCAGCCUGUUGUGUACACUUUGGUUAGCUUGUGCGAAGAUGAGAACAUCAUGAAGGAACUGCUGGCCGUCGCUCAUCACAAAUACAGCAAUCCACCACCUGUUUUAGGGCCUGCUCCAGCAAAGAAAAAGAUUCCCACGAAUCAUUUUUCAGAGGAAAGCGUCUGUCCUAGUCGACGGAUCGCGCCGAUAUCAGACCGAACCAGAGAGGAAGACGACAACGAGGUUUCCGCCAUAUCCGUCGAGAACGUCAGCUCCGUCAACCUGCGGAAGAGAGUGACUGAUAAUUCUAAUGUACUAAAAGAAAACGGAAAACUAUGCAGAGAUUUUGACAAGAAACAGUCUUCCAAACGCUUCAAGUCAAUGCUGGAGCAAAGGACGAAGCUUCCGGCUUGGAACGAAAGAGACAACAUUCUGGAUGUGCUGAACAACUGUCAAGUGUUGGUCAUCAGCGGCAUGACAGGGUGCGGCAAGACCACGCAAAUCCCCCAAUUCGUCCUUGAUGCUACCUUAAGCGGCCCGGCGGAUAAGGUAGCCAACAUCGUUUGCACUCAGCCGCGCCGCAUAUCCGCCAUGUCGGUGGCCGAGCGAGUGGCUCAAGAACGCGCGGAGAGUCUCGGCAACUCCGUGGGCUACCAGAUCCGCUUGAAGAGCGUCCGGUCUUCUGCCACCAGGCUGCUUUACUGCACCACAGGAGUUUUGCUGAGAAGACUGGAGGCCGACGUGGAUCUACAAGGCGUCACCCACGUCAUUGUGGAUGAAGUGCACGAACGCACGGAGGAGAGUGACUUCCUCCUGUUGGUCCUCAAAGACCUGAUUCUUCAGAGACCUGACUUAAAGGUUAUCCUAAUGAGCGCUACACUGAACGCUAACCUCUUCUCUGAAUAUUUCUACGACUGUCCGACUAUACACAUCCCUGGUCGCACUUUCCCUGUGACGCAGUUCUUCCUUGAAGACGUCAUCUCCUUAACUCGCUACGUGAUCGAAGACGGAAGCCCUUAUAUACGGUCGAGCCGGCCGAACUCCUUGAGUGGUCAGGCAAGAGUUGGGCCGCCAAAGGACGUUGUGGACACGUUAGGGGAUGACAUGUGGAACUUCAUGUCUUUCACCAAAAAGGACUUUGUCAAAGACUCUGUGCCCGACCAACAACUCAGCCUGCAGGAACUCACGGUUCGAUUCAAAGAUUGUAAAGCAUCUGUGCUGAAGACCAUGGCUGCGAUGGACCUGGACAAGAUCAACAUUGACCUGAUCGAGAAUCUGCUGGAGUGGAUUGUGGAUGGUAAUCACAGCUAUCCUCCAGGUGCCGUACUGGUGUUUCUCCCGGGCAUCGCUGAGAUUAAGAUGCUGUACGAGCAGCUGCAGUCGAACAGAAGGUUCAACAACAGGCGUGGCGACAGAUGUGUUGUCUACCCGCUCCACUCCACUUUGUCGAAUGAGGAGCAGCAGGCAGUCUUCAACCGCCCUCCGGAAGGCGUCACGAAAAUCAUCAUCUCCACAAACAUCGCCGAGACCUCCGUCACCAUCGACGACGUGGUGUUCGUCAUCGACUCUGGCAAAUUGAAGGAGAAAAGGUAUGACGCUUCCAAAAGCAUGGAGAGCCUGGAGGAUACGUGGGUGUCACGGGCCAACGCGCUUCAGAGAAAAGGCAGAGCAGGCCGUGUAGCCUCUGGGGUGUGCUUCCACCUCUUUACUAGCCACUGCUUUCAACACCAGCUGGCCCAGCAACAACUUCCUGAGAUCCAGAGAGUUCCCCUGGAGCAGCUUUGCCUCCGCAUCAAGAUCCUGGACGUGUUCGCCGAACAGACCCUGGAGUCGGUCUUCCGUCGUCUCAUCGAGCCGCCAGUCGCCGGCAGCCUGGACGCGGCCAAGCAGCGCCUGCGGGACUUGGGCGCCCUGACCGCCGAGGAGAAGCUAACCCCGCUAGGUUACCACCUAGCCCGCCUGCCCGUGGACGUGCGCGUGGCCAAGCUCAUGCUGUUCGGCGCCAUUUUCCGCUGCCUCGACCCAGCGCUGACCAUCGCUGCUAGUCUUGCUUUUAAAUCGCCUUUUGUGGCACCGUGGGACAAACGUGAGCAAGCCAAUGAGAAGAAACUGGAAUUUGCGCUGGCUAAUAGUGACCAUCUGGCCCUUCUCCAGGCGUACAAGGGUUGGUGCAGUGCCGAAAAGGCAGGUCACAAGUCCGGCUCCUUUUUUUGCCGGGAAAACUUCCUGUCUUUACGAGUUCUGCAGGAAAUCGCUUGUGUCAAGCGGCAGUUUGCCGAGCUGCUGUCCGACAUCGGUUUCAUCAAAGAGGGGUUGACGUCGAGAGCCAUCGAGCGACUUGGGUCCAAAGGCUCCGACGGGGUCUUCGAGGCUACUGGUCCCGAGGCAAACCUGAACUCCGAUAACAUCAAGCUAAUGUCUGCGAUGCUUUGCGCCGCUCUCUAUCCGAAUGUAGUGCAGGUGCUAGCACCUCAAGGGGUUUACAAAAUGAGCGUCAAAGGAGCGGUAAAGAUGCUCCCCAAGACCAGCGAGCUACGCUUCCUGACAAAGAGCGACGGUUGCGUCCAAGUUCAUCCCUCAUCGGUUAACUACAACGUUCGCAAGUACCCAAGCCCCUACCUGGUGUACCUGGAGAAGGUGAAAACCAGUCGGGUAUUUAUCCGGGACUGCAGCACGGUGUCCGUGUACGCUUUGGUGCUGUUCGGGGGCGGGGCGAUCAACGUGGAGAUGCACAAGGGUCAGUUUGUCAUCUCUCUGGACGACGGAUGGAUUCGAUUCGCUGCAGAUUCUCACCAGGUGGCAGAAUUGGUGAAGGAGCUACGCUGGGAGCUGGACCGCCUUCUUGAGGACAAAAUCCGGAACCCUAGCAUCGACUUGUGCACCUGCCCCCGCGGCUCCCGCAUCAUCCGCAUGAUCGUCAACCUUGUGUCCACUCAGUAGCUCUGCCACUGCUUCACUUUUUCACAUCUUUACAUACUUAAGUUUACGAACUAAAGCCUUAUCCUGAUUGCAGGUUUAAGUGAAAUUCAGACUUCCAUGGCAAAUCCUCGAAAGGCACAUUACUACUUAUCUCUAAGGACGAUGGAUGUCUAUGCAUGCGCUCUCAAAAGCUUUUUUUUCCAGCUUUUAUUCUCAAUCUAUGACAGGGAUGCACCAAUUUCUUGGAUCAACAUCAUACUCAAGUGACCCUGAACUUGUGACAGUGUAUUUUGACAGGUAGCUGCAUUUUACAUUAUUAACAUGAAUUUGAAUGUAUUUGCACGUUCAAAAUGCGACUUUUCAAGGGCUCUUUUGCCAAAGAAUGUCUUAAAAAGUUUGAAAUAAACAGGUAAAAGCUCAUCUUUUCGGUCUGUGCUGUUGCCGUGACAACGUACGUAUGGAAACGGAGCUGGUUGAAUCAUUUUUUGCAAAGAAAACAGGUACGUUUUUGUGGUCACUAUCUUUUUUUGCAAAAAUCUGAACUGAAUGUUAGAUAUAAUUUAACAAAUGGGUAAAUUGCAGACAUCUUAAUGGUAAGCAGAGGUGGAUCCAUCAGGGUGGUUAUUUAGGGUUCAAUCAAGAUCCAUCAAUGCUAAACCUGCCUCAAAAAUUUAUUUGUAGUGUAAAUUUGAAUAGUUUUGAGUAGUCAUAGUGGUCCAGUACUAAUAUUUACCAACCUUGGCCAGAACCUAUUCAGAAUUGUGGAUUUACAGUACCACAAAAAUGAGAACUGUAACCAAAUCGAAGUCCACACGUAGGACUUUUUAAUUCAAAUUUGCUCAAUAUUUUUACGUAAAAAUGCAUAGUUUUUAGUGUAGGAUUAGUCAGAGGUCUACUACUAAUAUUCACCAACGUUAGAACUUAUUCAAAAUUGUGGAUUUACAGUACAACAAAAAUGAGAACUGUAACCUUAUCUAAGUACACAAUACAUACGCAGGAUGUUUAAUUCCAAUUGUCUGAAUACGGGAAGAGUAAAAUUGCAUAGCUUUGAGAAUGAGUAGUUCAAGACGUCUUCUACUAAUAUUCACUAACCUGGGCCUGAAAUUAUUUAGAAUUGUGGAUUUACAGUACCACAAAAAUGAACUGUAACCCGACCGAAGUCCACAUGUAGGACUUGAAUUCAAAUUUGAUGAAUAUUCUUACCAUAAAAAUGCACAGCUUUGAGUAUGUGAGUAGUCAGAGGUCUCCUACUAAUAUUCACUAACCUUGGCCAGAAAUUAUUUAGAAUUGUGUAUUUACAGUCCCACAAAAAUGAGAACUGUAACCUCAUCAGAGUCCACAUGCAGUGGCUUUUGUAAAAAUACAUAGUUUUGGUUAAGUAAUCAGAGAGGUCUACUACUAAUAUUCACCAACCUUGGCGAGAACUUCUUCAGAAUUAUUUUACAGUACCACAAAAAUGACAACUGUAACCUGAUCAAAGUAUACAUUUAGGACGUUUAAUUCAUUUUUUCUAAAUUUUAACAAUGUAAAAAUGUACAGUUUUGAGUAUGUAAGUAGUCAGAGAGGUGUACUACUAAUAUUCACCAACGUUAGCCAGAACAAAUUCAGAAUUGUGUAUUUCCAGAACCACAAAAUGAGAACUACCCAGAUCAAAGUCCAUAUGUCGGACUUUUGAUUCAAACUUGCUGAAUAUUUGUAACGUAAACAUGCAUAGGUUUGAGUCUCUGAGUAGUCGGAGAGGUGUACUAUUAUUAAUCACUAACCUUGGCCAAAAUUGUGGAUUUACAGUACCACAAAAAUGACAACUGUAACCUCCUCAAUGUCCACAUGUAGUGACUUUUGAUAUAAAUUUGCUACUUAUGCGUUCCAUAAAACUAAACAGUUUUGCAUAAGUUGUCAGAAAGGUCUACUACUAAUAUUUGCCAACCUUGCCCAGAACGAAUUCUGAAUUGUGGAUUUACAGUACCACAAAAAUGAGAAUUGUAACCUGGUCAAAGUCCACAUGUAGGACUUUUGAUUCAAACUUUCUGAAUAUUUGUACAGUAAAAAACAGUUUUGAGUAGAGUUCUACUACCAAAAUUCACCAAUGUUGAACAGAACUUAUUCAAAAUGGUGGAUUUAUAGUUCCACAAAAACUGUAACCUGAUCAAAGUAUACAUUUAGGACGUUUAAUCCAUUAUUCCAAAUAUUAAAAAAAAAAAAAAAAUGUCUAGUUUGGAGUACCGUAUGUAAGUCAGAGAGGUUUUACAAGUAAUCGUCACCAACCUUGGCCAGUACUUACUCAGAUUUGUGGAUUCACAGUACCACAAAAAUGAGAACUGUAACCAAAUCAAAGUAUGCAUGAAGGACUUUUAAUUCAAAUUUGCUAAAUAUUUGUAUGGUAAAAAUGCAUAGUUUAGAGUAUAGGAUUAGUCAGAAGUCGACUACUAACAUUCACCAACGUUCGAACUUAUUCAAAAUUGUGGAUUUCCAGUACCACAAAAAUCAGAAUUUUAACCUGAUCAAAGUAUACAUUUAGGAUUUUUGAUUCAUUUUUCCAAAUCUUAACAAUGUCAAAAUGUAUAGUUUUGAGUAUGAAAGUAAUCGCAGAGUUCUACAACUAAUACUCGCCAACGUUAGACAGUACUUACUCAAAAUUGUGGAUUUACAGUACCACAAAAAUGAGAACUAACCUGAUCAAAGUAUACAUUUAGGACGUUUAAUUCAUUUUUCUAAGUAUUACCAAUGUAAAAAUGCAUAGUUUUGAGUAUGUAAGUAGUCAGCGAGGUCUCCUAAUAAUAAUCACCAACCUUGGCCAGAACGUAUUCAAAAUUGUGGAUUUACAGUACCACAAAAAUGAGAACCAGAUCCAAGUUCACAUGUAGGACUUCUAAUUGAAAAAUGCUGAAUAUCCUAAUCGUAAAAAUGCAUAGCUUUGAGUAUGUGAGUAGUCAGAGAGGCCUAGUACUAAUAUUCACUAACCUUGGCCUGAAAUUGGAUUUACAGUACCUGAAAAAUGAGAACUGUAACCAAAUCAAAGUAUGCAUGAAGGACUUUUAAUUCAAAUUUGCUAAAUAUUUGUAUCUUAAAAAUGCAUAGUUUUGAGUAUAGGAUUAGUCAGAGGACUACUACUAACAUUCACCGACGUUAGAACUUCUUAAAAAUUGUGGAUUCAGUACCACAAAAAUAAGAACUUUAACCUGAUCAAAGUAUACAUUUUGGAUUUUUAAUUCAUUUUUCAAAAUCUUAACAAUGUCAAAAUGUAUAGUUUUGAGUAUGUAAGUAAUCAGAGUUCUACAACUAAUACUAUCCAACGUUAGAACUAAAUUGUGGAUUUACAGUACCACAAAAAUGAGAACCAGAUCCAAGUUCACAUAUAGGACUUUUAAUUAAAAAAUGCUGAAUAUCUAAACUGUAAAAAUGCAUAGCUUUGAGUCUGUGAGUAGUCAGAGAGGCCUAGUACUAAUAUUCACUAACCUUGGCCUGAAAUUGGAUUUACAGUACCACAAAAAUGAAAUGUAACCUGAUCAAAGUAUACAUUUAGGACGUUGAUUCAUUAUUCCAAAUCUUAUCAAUGUAAAAAUGUCUAGUUUGGUGUCUGCAAGUAGUCAGAGAGGUCCAUGUGUAAUAGUCACCAACCAUGGCCAGUCCUUACUCAGAUUUGUGGAUUUACAGUCCCCCAAAAAUGAGAACUGUAACCAAAUCAAAGUCCACAUGUAGGACUUUUUAAUUCAAAUGUGCUCAAUAUUUUUCCGUAAAAAUGCAGUUUUUAGUAUAGGAUUAGUCAGACGUCUACUACUAAUAUUCACCAACGUUAGAACUUAUUCAAAACUGUGGAUUUACAGUACCACAAAAAUGAUAACCUGUUCGAAGUACACAUGCAGCACUUUUAAUUUAAAUUUCGAAUUAUUUGUAUCGUAAAAAUGCAUAGCUUUGAGUAUUUGAGCAUUCAGAGAGGCCUAGUACUAAUAUUCACUAACCUUGGCCAGAAAUUGGAUUUACGGUACCACAAAAAUGAACUGUAACCUGAUCAAAGUAUACAUUUAGGACGUUUAAUUCGUUUUUCUAAAUAUUAACAAUGUAUAGUUUUGAGUAUAUAAGUAGUCAGAGAGGUUUACUACUAAAAUUCCCCAACCUUGGCCAGUACUUAUUCAUAUUUGUGCAUUUACAGUCCCACGAGAAUGAGAACUGUUACCUACCAUCUACUAAAACGACAAAAAAUGUAUUUUUGUGUACAAUGACUUCACAUUGGGGUUUAAAGGAAUUCUCAACUUUAUUGUGCGCUGAAUAUGUUCAAAUUUUGCCAUGUCACCAGAACAAAUGUGAUUUACAGGUAACCUGAAUGUACAAUAGCAAAUAUCUUGUAGAAAUAUAGUGUAACAUUUCUGAGGCACUGUCAGAACACUGGCACAACCCUGUGAAAUAAAUAGAUGUGGAUGAUAUUCUUGAUGGAAGCAUUUUGGUCACUCGGGUGGUUUUUUCUUGGCCUCCACGUCUUUUUUGAACGCUUCGAUUUUUUUCGCUAUGUUUGGCACCUAAAAACAGAAAAUCCCGUGUCAUCCAAACAACAAAAUAGAGCAUUGUAGCCUUGGUAGAGGUAAUAAAGUCAAACUGACAUCGUAGUUCUGAGCGAGAUACAUCCCCACAACAUUGCCCAAGGUGAAUCCAGCCUGGAAAACAGCCAAACAUAAAAUUUUAAGGCUUUUAACAGCAAUCGAGUUCGUAUUUAUUCGGUUUUAAACGCAAGUGAUACUGCAAGUCCGCUAGCAAUUGUUUCAACUCGUCGCUAAAAAGUUGUUUUAACUCACCAGGAAUUGUAGCAUAAUUCGAAAGUGAUGUUUUAACGAUGUUAGCAAAACAACUUGAGG
This is a messenger RNA of Corythoichthys intestinalis (scribbled pipefish), 9671 nucleotides long. RefSeq names its product DEAH (Asp-Glu-Ala-Asp/His) box polypeptide 57 (gene dhx57). Gene Ontology annotation, molecular function: ATP binding; protein binding; RNA binding. Bases 691 to 4845 code for a protein of 1384 amino acids. Gene Ontology annotation, cellular component: intracellular anatomical structure. The transcript is spliced from 24 exons. The record is from RefSeq and is a predicted model, not a curated record. NCBI's taxonomy places the organism in Eukaryota, Metazoa, Chordata, Actinopteri, Syngnathiformes, Syngnathidae.